Messenger RNA from Homarus americanus (American lobster), 1196 nucleotides. RefSeq names its product ubiquitin-like protein ATG12 (gene Atg12). The coding region runs from base 55 to 417 and encodes 120 amino acids. Gene Ontology annotation, cellular component: Atg12-Atg5-Atg16 complex; phagophore assembly site membrane; cytoplasm. Lineage: Eukaryota; Metazoa; Arthropoda; Malacostraca; Decapoda; Nephropidae. Gene Ontology annotation, biological process: nucleophagy; C-terminal protein lipidation; autophagy of mitochondrion. The record is from RefSeq and is a predicted model, not a curated record. The transcript has 3 exons.
GUGACGUCACAGGCGGUGACUUGUGGCUGUGAACAUUUGGCUCUGAUGUAAACAAUGGAGGAUGACAAGGAGAAGAGCCCCCCUCCACAGGAAGUUGUAGCAGAACCCCAACAAGAACAUAAGGAAGACGACAUUAAAGUAGCAGCCAAUAAAAAGAUUGAUGUGUUAUUAAAGGCGACUGGUGAUGCUCCCAUCAUGAGGAAAAAGAAAUGGGCAGUAGAAGGAGAAAAGCCUGUUGGAUGGGUUACUGAAUUUAUUCGCAAGUACCUUAAGCUGGAUGCCUCUGAUACCUUAUUUGUGUACGUCAACCAAAGCUUUGCACCGGCACCGGACCAGAUCAUCAGAAACUUAUAUGAGAGCUUUGGAUCUGACGGCAAGCUGGUCCUUCACUACUGCAAGACUCAAGCCUGGGGAUGACUGAUAGUUAUUUGAUUUUUUGGUUAAUUUAUAUGUAUCAAAGAUGAAUAAUCUUUGAUUACAUUUAACAAAGUGGAUCUGUGAAGGUUGUUGUGAGGUUGUUGGUGUUAGGCAUGGACCUAUUACUUUAUACCCAAAUCUUAAAGGGCUCUUUAAAAAAAAACAUUAUUGUAUUGAAUUUAAUUUAAAAGAUUUAUUGACUAGUACUGUAACUGAUUCAAUAAUACACGAAGAUAUAUUAAAUUGUGGGUUUAACUUUUUACAUUCCUAUAGCUCUUAAUUAGUAUACUCAGUGCUCUGUUUAAUCUAGUCUUUUAUAACUCUUACUGAAGUCUGCUACUGGUUCAUGAUGUAUACAGCUCUUGUAGCUCCUGAUUACAAUUAUAAUUGUUCAGUGAAAAAAUAAUUGAAUGUUUAUGUUCAUAUUGGAUGCCAACAUUGUAUGUUGUUGAAUUCCAGCAUAAUAUUAUCGAUGUGUUAUAAAUGAUGUGACUAUUUUCUUGUACAGUAUUUAGUCUGAUGUUUUUCUUAUGUCAAAAAACAAUGUCAUAUGGGGCUACACUUGUGCAUUUUGAUAUACUGUACAAUACUGUAUAUUAUUUACUUCAAAGAAUACAGUAUACAACAAAGUAACAGUGUUGUUUUUAAUGUGAAUGUGAUUUUUUUUCAGAAAACUAAAUAGUAAGUUAAUAAUACUGUGAAGAAAUAAAUUUUGUUAAUUUUUUGUUUACUAUUUUGUGUAUAAUUCUGUACCCAUCAAUAAACAAAUUUAUUGUAAA